UCAAUCAAGUCUGAUCCGCGCUUGACUGCUUCAACGUAGAUCACGUGCCCUCUCAACGAUUGCUCAGCCGAAAACACUAUCAAGGUAUCGAUGUGGCAAUGAGAAAAGCUUUCUAAAACUUUGUGGCUGUUCUGGAGUAAUUUGAAUACUUUGUUCUGUCAAGCUGAUAUAAGAUUGUCAGAGAGUAACAGACAGGAAUUUAGAUCAUGAAGUGAUUGUGGACAGUUUGGACGAUGGCAAUUUACAACCGUCUACAAACUUUAAAGUAACUACACACAGCUUACUACAACACAACAACAUAAUGAUCAGUCCUCAAAUCAAAGUUCUGUUAUUCAUCGCCGUUGUUGGAGGACCUAUUUCUAUUGGGAAAGCCUCCCCAAUAAGCCUGAGGCCAAGCAUCGCUCAAGGAGUAGAUGGAGGACAAGUAUUCCUACAGUGCAAUACCACAACAAGCGCAAAGCCAGUCCUUAAAUUGACUCAAAAUGGAAAAGUCAUGCCCAGGUCGAGAAUCUAUUUAUCCAGAGUGCAGGGAGGUUGGUUCAUACGAGUUGGACCAUUAAGGGCUGGUACCUAUACUUUAACGGCGACCAGUGGCGGAUCUGCAUCAUCGUCGAUUAUAUUUUAUAAAGCUAAGAAUACAACGGUUGGCUUUCCAAAGAUUGUAAGAAACCCUCGCUAUCGCUUUAAAAAGAGCGGCGAGUCAGUAACGUUUCAUUGUUCUGCGACUGGUUCGCCUAAACCCCAAAUAUUCUGGACUAAAAACAAAGUUCCAUUGGUAGCUGACAAGAGAGUUACAAUGGCUAAUGAUGGAAGGCUGAUGUUUACUAAUUUGCAGAAGUCAGAUCAAGGAUAUUAUGAAUGUGUCGCUCAAAAUUUACAUGGAAUGGUAUUCUCAAGAAGGGCCAGGCUUUACAUACGAGUGGUUCAAAGACCUCCACGUUUUACUGUGAAACCACGUGACCAGGUAGUAGACCCUGAUAGUGACGUCACGCUUAAUUGUGCCGCCGAUGGUUUUCCCAAGCCAUCUAUUGUAUGGGAAAGAGACGGAAGCAGGAUWUCUGGCGUGUUGAAUGGAGUCUUGCUGAUCAAGAAGAUCAGACGGUCGGCUAAUUAUUCCUGCACUGCUGAUAGUUACGCCGGGAAGGUGAAAACGUACGCUUACGUUACAGUCAGACGUAAGUUACUGUUGUUUGUACUUGAAUAUUGUGAUUAA
Molecule: messenger RNA, 1213 nt
Organism: Exaiptasia diaphana
Lineage: Eukaryota; Metazoa; Cnidaria; Anthozoa; Actiniaria; Aiptasiidae
Product: receptor-type tyrosine-protein phosphatase S-like
Exons: 4
Coding region: 302-1213 (303 amino acids)
Source: RefSeq, a predicted model, not a curated record